GGCAGCCUCAGUAGAGUAAGAGAGAUGCUGUAGUGAACAUCUACACAGCUGUGUGUGUGAGGAUACAGUUCCUCCAUGGAAUCUGGUCAUUCUGUGUUACCACCCGUAGUUCGGAGAUUACCCCACCCACCCACUUAUCGUCGCCUGUCACACAAAGUGUACUCUACUCUUGGACAAAUCCUCGACAUUUUGGAGCAGCUGAAACCCAGCGAAGAUCUUCGUAGCCAGCUGCAGAAACUUGUUGUGACAGAAGCUGACGAUCGCGCCACCGCGCCUCAAGGCCUCGGUGCGCACGUCGAGUUAGAUCCGAGCACGAUCAUAAAGGUCUCCCGGAUCCUCGGCGCACUGGACUCCCCCCGUGACACUUCACACGGCAGUGGACGUUCAGACAUGAGUUCGGUACAAACCCAUGGGACCACUUUCGCCUCCUCUGUCGACCUGGCUCGAGUCUCAGAAGAGACCCCAGGUACAAGCAAAGUGGGUGGGGAACGGGUGUUGAAGGCCUCGAGUGAUGGCCGUAAUCUUUCACUAUCCAAACAGGAUAGUCUGUAUCUUAUGAAAAAGAUAAGGGACUUCGAACAGAAGUGUAAACCCUUACAAGAAAAAAAUAAGAAGUUUCUAGAAAGAAACAUGGAACUUACGAUGCAGAACAGGAACUUGAAGGAACAGAUAAGGAAUAUUGUCGGUGAAAACAAGACAUUGAAGGAGCACCUCAACAUCUGCCGACAGAAGUGUUCUGGGUUGUCAAGGCAACUCAACGACGCCGAGGUAGAGCGAGCCAGACUGGAGAAACAUGCACAGGAAGUGGAUAGGCUCAAAACUGACAAUGAGGAACAGGCUAAAACUAUCACUGCAAUGAAGCAACUGGCUGUUGAAAAGGACAGAAGAAUGGAAGUACUGCAACAUCGAAAGAAACGACGACUGCGUCUCUCACCUGAAUAUUUAUCUCGACUGGGCAGUCCAAGCAGUGCGGAUGACGAGCGUUCACAGGACUCUGAUCUCUCUGUGACAUCUGUGUCUCAGAGCUGCUUGUCAGAUGAUGACAUAAUUGAAGAGUUACCGCCUGAUGAUAAUGAAAGACUUGACAAGAAAUUCCGGACCCUGCAAAAGGAACAUCUGCUGCUUCAGAAGUCUACAGCCAAGCUGCAGGGCAUUCUGGGAUGGGGCGUAGACCCCCAGAGAUAUGUCAAGACAAAGCUUGAUUUUGAAGCGGACCUGUAUGUGUCCCGAUGUAAGAUAGACAGUCUGGAAGAGUGCUUGGAGAAAUAUAAGGACAAUGAUGCAAGCUGGACCACAGAGAAAGAACAACUUUCAGCUAAAAUACGAACCCACCAGCAGACGAUAGACCAGCUGGAGUUACAGCUAAGGGAGACAACUGGUGCCUAUGAAGAGCUGAAGGAGCAUUCAGAACAGCUGGAGUUCUUGGUCCUGGAAACUCAGGAGAACACCAAGAAUGACAUAGAAACAGAUGAUGCCUCUACCAACACUGACAGUGGUUACUAUGGUGAGGAAUCCACAGGACAGCAACAGAGGUCUGCAGACACAACAAAGGAUAUAGAAGAAAUAGUGCAGGACCAACACCAGCAGACAGAUUUGUAUAUUGAGGACAAUAUGGCAACGGAGAAAACUGAUCGGUAUCACUCCAUCGUGAAUGACCUCGAGACCAAACUGACCAAUCUGCUGCGAGGUCAAGGUUCAGAGGUCAAGGACGUCAUACAACAGCUCAGAAAGGCUGAACGGCAGCUUCACUCCACCAAUGACAUGGACAAGGUCGUUCAAGGGUUGAGGGGCCAGAUAGGUUCCCUGCAGCAGGAGAACGCUCGCCUCACUGACAGGUUGACGCGCUGUAGGGACCGCCUGGAUACACAGGAGCUGGCCCUUACAAGGGACGAGAGGGAGGAACUCAUGGCUGUCAAGCCCAGCAAGGGGGAGAGUGACAUAAGUAAUAGGCUGCGGUUAGCAGAGGUAGGACACCACCAAGUUAGGGAUAGAUCACUCGAGCGCACAGAAUCCUGGGAGCGGCUCUGCAGUUCCCCUUUGUUGCCAACGUCACACGCAGGGAACCACAAUGGCAAUCUUGCUCGCUUGAAACCUGCUUCUGUGGGAAGGACCGGGGAUCAAGCGCCGAUACGAAGCAGAACAGUUUCAACUGAGUCGGAUAAGAGUUUCCAUAGUCAGGAAUUAGUUACAGACUAUGUAACACCAGUUACAGUUGCUGAAACAGAAACAAACGCAGGCAGACAUCUGAGAACCAAUAGUCUGCCUUCAGUACAAGCCCAGGCACUGACUGACAAAGGCAUGUCGAGCGAAGUGGAAAUGCUUCGCCGUCAGACCCAAGACUUGAAAGAUGAGAACGACGUUUUGAGAUUUGAGUUGAUGCAGCAGAGAGGUCAUACUGACUCAGACGGGUCUGAUGGCGAGGAAUCAAGAGUCAGCGAGCUUCGUGAGACGUGCGAGCACCUGCGUGAGAGAAUCCAGACGGCCGAAGGAGGGGAGAGGCAAGUUAGGGACCGGUUGAAACUGGCAGAGAAACACAUCAUGGAGCUGGAACUGAACGAGACGGUACUGCGCGACAGAGUGGAAGAGGGCAAUGCAGACUGUGAUAAACUCCGCAAACAGAUUGUACGUCUGCAACGAAAGAUCCGGGAAUCGAAAGACGUGAUUUCUGACAGGGAAACUGCAGAGAUGGGUCUGGUUGCUAAGCUGAAGUACAUGGAAGAAGCAGAGGCAGAACUUUCACUGAAGGUGACAGAGCUGGAAAGGACUAACCACAUCCUGCAGCAGCGUCUGGAUGUUCAGGAGGAGAACCAAUCAGAUCUGCAGCUCCUUGAGGACCUGACCAAUCAGCUUGAGGCUCUCAAAACGGUGAACAGCAGCCUGGAGUCGAGAGUGAUGGACUUGGAGGAGAACAAUGACAUGCUGAAGGAAAACUGGAGAAAAGUGGCUGAUGAGGAGGCUGAUAGAAGGGAGUGCCUGGAAGACAAGAUCAGAGUGCUGGAAAGUGUGAAUAAUGAGAUGAAGAGUAAGUUGAAGGAGUAUGAACGUGAGCUGGAGUUGGGUUCUGGUCCGUCUAUUGCGACUGAAAUCAAUGCUGACACUAUUGAGAAGCUAAGUAACAGGAUUAGUGAGCUGGAACAGGAGUUAAAACGAGUGAAUGAAGGUUAUCUGGGAAGUGUUGAGACUUUGAUGACUGAACUCGAGGAAAGUAAGAAAAAUGAGGCUAGUCUGAGUGAAGCUGUGAAAGAAUUGGAAGUAAAUGAGCAGGAGCUUCAAGAUAAGAUUGCAGAAUUGGAGUCAGUUGUGUCUAGGGAAAAUAAAUUGAAUCCAAUGUGUGCAUCACAAGAAAGCUUAGUGGAUCAGUUGAGUGUAACAGGAAAGAGUGAGAUUGAGUUGAGAGAAGAACUUGCUGAAAUGCAGAAGGGUUAUGAAAAGAAAAUAACAAUGUUCAAAAGAGAAAUUGCCGAAUUGCAUCAGCAGGAGGAUGAUUUAUGUACAAGGAUUGAAGAACUGGAAGAAAAUGAAAUUAGUUUGAAUAAUAAAUUGUCAAAAUUGAAAGAAACUGAAAUGAAUUACAAAAAUAAAAUUGAGGAACUUGAAAAUAGGGAAACAAGUUUGACUAUAAGAUUUUCACAAAGGAUUGAGGAAAUGGAACAAAAUGAAAAGAAUACUUCUGAAAGAUUUAAACUGCAAAUUGAAGAAUUGAAACAAAAUGAAAAAGAACUUCAAGAUAAAGUGACUGAUCUUGAAGCAGAAAACCAAGAUCUGAGUCAGAGGGUUUUAAUUUUAGAGAAAUAUGAAGAAGAAUUGUCUGAGAAACAUAAAUGUGUUGAAGGUGUUGAACAAGAACUUAUAACAUUGGUAAAGUCUAAUCCUGUUGUAAAUGGUGCUAAUUCUGUAUUUUUGAAGGAAUCAUAUCAGACUGAUACUAAACUUGAAUGUGAAGCAACAGUGUGUGCUAAAUUAGAUUAUCAGAUAGCGACAGAAGAUUUUAGUUUACUCAGUGAAAAUCAAAAACUGAAAGAGACAGUUAUGAAACUCACCUCCAGUUUGCAGAAUUAUGAAAAAGAAAAAAAAUCUCUGGAAGAAAAGUUAAAGCGUAAUGAUAAAAAACGUAAGCGAUCAGAAAGGGCUGACAAUAGAACUGACUAUGAUGUCAUUGCAAGAGAGGUAGUUACUUACAAAGUGGAAGUGGAACAGCUCCGAAGUGAAAAUACUGACCUUCAUGAGCGUAUAAUGGAAUUAGAUGAGUCUGAGAGGUCACUGCAAGAAAAAAAUGAACAUCUUUCAAAGGAGGUAGAAUCUUUACAACAGAGUUACAGGCACGAAUGUGAACUGUCUAGUAGUCGAGAGCAAGAACUAGUCCAUAGAAUAAAUGAACUGGAAUCUUUUGAACAUAAAUUAAAAGGUGAGCUCCAUCAAAAUAAUGAGGAUCAAAAUGGUAUUCAAAAUGUGUGUGAGGAUCUUGGAAUUUGCAGUAAAAGACAAACAGAGUUGGUUGAUAAAAAUGUUGGCACUCAAGAUUUCAUGGAAGGCGUAGGACAAGAGCAAGGGAAACCAGUCUCAAGCAUGUUUGAAAGAAUUCAGAAACUGGAAUCAGAGAAUCAAGAGCUUUCAACAAAGUUGGCUGAAAUGACAGCAACAGAUUCACAAGUCAGAAAACUGUCUGAAAAGGUAAAAGGUCUUGAAGAGAAUGAAGAUUCGUUGAUGGAAAGAGUUAUGGAACUCGAGGAAGAAGAAGACAGGUUAAAACGUGAACUGUCAAGGGUCCGGAGUAGUGUCUCAGAUGUGAGUGAUCUAGAAGAAAAACUUACUGAGCUUCAUAGCAAAGAAGACGAGCUUAACAGCACUAUCGAAUCAUUAAAACUGGAAAAUGACUCUUUGAAAAUGGGUGUUGCAAGUUCAGAUUCUGAAAAAGGUGGAAUAGCUGUAAGAUUGGCAUCAGUUCAACAAAUGUAUGAAGAACAAAAGAAGAAAGUUGAAUCAUUGCUGAAAAGUGAGGAACAGUUGAUGAAAAGUGUUUCUUCAGAAAAGAAGGCAGCUAAAGCUAUGGAGGAAGAAUUAGCUGCCACUCAGGAAAAACUGGAAGAACUUCAAACUGAGUAUGAACAUAAACUGGCAGAUAAGGAUGAAAAUGAAAAGAUGAUCAAAGAUGAGUUAAAUAAAAUGUGUAGGGAAAAUCAAGUUCUGCAAAAGAAACUUAUAGAAUUUGAAAAAUCUAAUUCUGAACUUGAAGAUGAAAUAGAGCAUUGUAAAAUAUCUGAAUCUCGAAUGUUCCACAGACUUCAGCAGUUGAACACACAAAAUGAGGAGCUAGAAUUAAAACUCUCCAAACUUAUUAAACUAAUUCCUAAUGCAGUAGGAGAUGCCAGUGAAAAUCUUACAGAGAAGAAAGUCUCAAAUGAUCCUAUGUCUGAAAAUCCAGAAGUGGUUUCUGAAAAUCCACUGACAACAAGCAUUUUCACAGAAACUGAACUGGACUAUUUGAGAAGUAAAACACCAGACUUUGACCUUCUCGGCUCAGUUCCUCUAGAUAUGCUGAAAAAAAUGAAGAAUUUUGAUCAAAGAGAGCAAAAUUAUCAAAUAAAAAUCAAGGAAAUGGAAAAUAAGAAUAUCAAGCUAGUUAGAAAAAUGAAUGUUUUACAAAGCAAAGAGAAGGACCUUAAGCAUGAAAUCAAAGAAUUGCAACUAGAGUUGAUGAAAUUCCAUGCCAAGAAGUCAUUAAGAGCCACCUUUUCACUCAACGACGUUGAACGAUCGGGAUCAGAGGAUGGCAUUGAUAGUGAUAACCAGUCUGGUGAUGAUAAGGAAGACGACACAGACUGGUUCAAGGCGGAUGCUGUCGUCGUUGACAACGAAUAUGACAGUAUGAGUCAAGAGGAGCUGUUGUUAAGUGUAAAGCUGAUGAAUGAGAAGCAGAACCAGGACACUAAGAAGCAGGCAGAGCUGGAGGGGUUGCUCAACAGAGUGAGAGAUUUGAUGAAAAGGCUCGCUGGGGCUGUGGAGUGUGAAAGCUUGGACGACUUCGUGCAUACCCUUGAAAAUAUACAAGCAGAUGCAAACAAACUGGAAAGUGAGGAUUUGGGUGUGCAGACUGUGUUCACAUCAAUGUUGGAGGCAGUUACCAGACUGAGACAGAGACUUGAGGCCCUGCAGGACUCAGAACAGGCUCUCAGAUUGAGCCUUGCAGAGAGUGAGGUUGCUAUAGAGACGCUGUCAGCAGCGUCUGCGGAGAAGGUCCAUCAACUGCAGGCUCAGAUCCAUGUCUUGGCAAAGAUAUCUCACAGAUACCAGAACUGCGAGCAACAUGAUAUCGGAAUUCAGUCCAGCGUAGGCUUACACAAUCUCGAGCCCUCCAAGACGAUCAACAUUGACGUGCCUCCGUCUGCUCGCCUUCACAGCCUGCACCUGCUACAGAGUCUCGGCCAAUCAGAAACCAUCCAUGUGAAUGUGCCACCCACGCACGGCAGCCUAGAGUCAGAGGACUCUGACACAGGAUACUUUGGCUACCCAGAAUCCUCUGCGGGGUCAGCGGCCAUGAUGGACAGGGCAGAGGACGUUCUGCGGCAACGAAUCAGGGAGCUUGAGAAGCUGGAAAAACAUCUCAAACAACAGGUGAGCGACCUGGAGUGCGACCGAGAUGAGCUUCAUCAGAUUGCACGGAAGGACAAGAACACGAUCCAUGAACAGAAUGUGGUCAUACGCCAACUACAGCUGAGUCAGCGCAACCUACAGGAGCAGGUCACCAACUUUGAGAAGAGUGAGAACUCUCUGUACGCUCGUCUGGAUGAGAUGGAGGGUGAACUGGACGUCAAGGACGACCGCAUCCGUGACCUUGAGAUCCUCGAGGAGAGGCUAAAAGACCUCGUGAAGCAGUACAAGCUUGACGAGAAGAUCCUGCAGACCAAGUCACGUACACUGGAGUCCUCCGUCCGGGAAAUGUCAGAGAAGGAACAGACGCUCAAGCAGAAAGUGAAAAAUUUGGAGACGGAAAAGAGUGCGUUUUGCGAGCGCUCGGAAUAUCUGCAGCUGCGGUUGAAGGAAUUGGAGUCUGCAGAGACCGACUUGGCACAGAGAAGUAAGAAUCAGGAGAAUAUCAUGCAGACGUUGCAGUCGACUGUGAUAGAGUUGGAGACGUUCGGUGCUAACGCGCAUGCUCGGGUCGUGGAACUCGAGCAUGUUAACUUUGACCUUCAGCAGCGUCUGCAUCAUGCCAUGGUGGAGAACUCGCCGCUGAGCAAGCAGUUGCAUGCUGUGCAGGGUCGCCAUGAAGAUAUGGCAAGUGAACUGCAGGUGCUUCGGGAGGCAGAGGUCCGGCUGAGGCGGGAAAAUGAGGCUUUACAGAGCAGUGAGAUUGCACUUCAUGCAGAGCAGAAGACAUUGAGGCUGCAGAAGGUGGAUUUGGAGGCGCGGGUUCGAUCCCUUGAGGAGGCGGACUCGGUGCACAGGGACAGGCUGAGCCGGCUGCAGCGCAGUGAGAACACGCUUAAGUAUCGCCUACAGGAGCUUGAAACUUCCAGUAUAAAGACUCUAGAUGGCAGCCAGAUGGGGUCUGGCAGCAUGAAGUUGCCAAGGACAUUGGAGGAAUGUCAGCGUCGUAUCAUAGUUCUACAGACAACGUUAGCGGAACUGCAGUCAAGACUGCAAACACAGAACAAGGACUUUUCGGGAAACAGCCCAGAGGAGCCUGAUGGGUUCCCUGGCCAUGUUUCCAUGACUCAAGCCGAGUACCAGAUUCUACAGCAGAGGGCGAGUGUUGAAGUGGAGACCAGGAACCAGCUGGAGCAGGCUGAUAGGCUAAACUCACACUUGCAGGGAACCAUUGCACAACUACGACAGGGAAAAGAUGUCUGUGGCCAUGAAGUGGAGAUUGAGGUUCUCAGAAAGCGUCUUCAUGAGGCCAACAUGUCCAUCAAGAUGCUGCAGAACCAACCCAAAGGGCAGUGGGUCACACAGGGGCCAGAAGGACAGCAGCCAGGAAGUGGGGGGUCUCCUGGAGAGGAAGUGCAGGAGACUAUCUCCCGGACUUCCGCUGGCAGUGUCCAGAUGACAAGACCUCCAGGCCAGAAGUUGUCCCGUGAUCACAUGAUGGCUGAUCUGACGAGGAGCGCGCAGGCUGCUCGAGGUCAGACGGCCACCGAGGACGAGCACUGGCACGAGAUCGAGGCUCGUAUGGAGGCGGCAGACAGAGGGGGUGAACGCUGGGUCCGCGUUGGCAAGGCAACCAGCCUGUACGCGGCCGAACCGGAUACCAGCGGAAGAAGGUAUCGGGACCGGUCCCAUGGUAACCACGGUAACGAUGAGGUUCUAGAGGUGGCUGUAGCAUUACAGUCAGAAACAGAGUACUCUCAGAAUGACACAGAUUCUUGUCGCAGGGCGAUAUCGCCAUGGAUUCAUCAGCGGCAUAAUAAUGGAGUACUGAGUUCCAGAGGAGCUCGGAAUUCUACGGCCCCGCCACUGCCCCAUAACGGAUCCCUGACACACAGGGAGAGUCAUAGGCUCACAGAUGACAGUUUCGUGGAUAAUGUGCAAGACUGCUUUGAAGAGAGCAGAGAUCAAACUAAAGAAAUGCUGUACAGAAAACUGGAUUCCUCACACGUUCAUGGCAUGUCGGCGCCCAGCUUUGCUGAAAGUGUUGCCGACAGUGGAAGGGGAACCAACUCUGUAUCCAUGGCAACCAGUGCCUGUACACUCAGAGAAAGACUUCAACACAUAGAGAAACAACUUUCAACGCGAGAAUCAGACUCGGCUCGAGAGAUUGCCAGCGAGUUUGAUCUUACAACCUGGAAGUCCCAGGUGCAUGAGAGCAACCGCAGGCUGGAACUGGCGGAGAAAGACAACAAACAGGCUAAAGAUGAGAUUAACCGGCUAGAGAAGGAACUUGAGGAGAAGACAAGGCUGUACCAACAGCUGGAGGCGUUCCUGCGCAGAGUACAGGAGAUAGUAGCACUCAAGAACACAAUCAGUGACAAUGAGAUUGUAACACGGCUAGAGAAGGAGGUGGCCAGGCUGGUUUCCAGCGUCCCAUUGCUUGGAGAGUGCCCCACAGACGGGGUACCGGACCUGGCGGCACUCAGCGCUGAGCUUGCCAAAAAGGACCGGGAACUCAGUGCCAAGCGCAACGAGACUGACAGUCUUCUACAGGAGCUGCGUCAGUGGCAGCUGGAGUGUCGCACCAUAGAGGAGAUGCGCACAGCGGCGCUGGACUCACUGCGCGGGCUGGAACUUGAACUAUCAGACCUGCAGCUGGCCGACAGGCAACUGAAGGAUAUCAAGGAGGAGUACAACACUCUCAAGGGACAGUUCCUGAAAUUAGUUGAUGCAUACAAAGACCUUGAAAUGGUGCAACACAAAUAUGAUGACCUUCUGAAAGAAAGAGAUAAACUUGACAUUGAAAAUGCUGGCCUGAGGUCAAAGGUCAAAUUCUUAGAAGAACAGGUCAAGAUUCUGGAGGAGGCCAACAAGAAAGGUCAUGACCUUUCAGAAAAGCUUAUAGAGUUGAAAGGUCACCAAGCGGAACAUGAGAAAGUAAAAAUGGAAAAAAAAUCCUUGGAGAAGAAUCUGGAAGCAGUUCACAGCUUGUUGAAUGAAAGGAUAAAAAAGGUUGAAUCGUUGACUGAAGAACUGUUUGAGUUACGUAAGAAAGUAUCAACAUCGGACCAGGACAACUAUAAACUCAGACAGCAGAUGUUGAACAAGAAAAACAAUGAACAUUCUAUGAAGAGCUCAAAAUUGGAGCGAAGCAGUAGUAUGAAUAAGCGUAACCAUGGCAACAUGCAAGAUAGCAACCAUAUGGCAGCAGAUGGACCCGGUAACCAUAGUGAUAAUGUUGUGAAGAAGCCCCCAAACAACCUUUCUAGCAACCGACAGCGACUGGCAACAGACAAGCAGAGGAGUGCGUCCCCGGCAACCACACAUACACGCCUGGUACAGCUGACCAACCUCUGCAAUGACAAGGACAUGCUGAUAAAGAAGCUCGUUCAGGAGCUGAAGAAGUUCAAGUCCGGGACUCAAGCUUCCAACCUGGUGGAGGAGCUGAGUAGGCUAGAGUCUGAUCACAACCACAACUUGCUGGCGCGCUCCAUCUCUCAGUCCUCCCUCGACAGCCUCGAGCGCAUGUCCGUGGUGAGCGACACAGAGCUCCUGCGCGGAACCAGCCCCUCACUGGCCCACCGGCCCCACUCCGCCGACAUACAGCCCCACCGGGGUGCGCCACACCGCGCCAGCUUCCAUGGGCAUUCAAACCUACCUCGACACCAUCCCGGACGUCAUAGCACCACCCCUAUACACCGGCUGUCUUCCAAACACGGGCACCUGCGUUCCAGCACCACACACUCCCCUUCCCCCCACCCUCCUGGUGGUCGAAGAUCGUCGUUGACUUCGUACUUAAACGGUGGUGAUCAUGAACACAAGACCACGCAGUAUGUUGCCAUAGCAGACUACGACCCGGCUGUGUUCUCCCAGAGUGGACACCCAAGGCUGGAGCUACCUCUGGCAGAGGGGGACAUAGUGUUGGUUACGGGACCCUUGCAUGACAGUGGUUAUGUGGAAGGGGAAGUGAGGGGGAGGGUGGGAUUGGUUCCCCUGAGCUACUUGCAGCCCAGCUCCCCUCAUAGGAGGGGCAGGAAUCAGCACCCGAUACCCGCCCAUCUGAACGCAAGCCCUGAAAGGAUAGCGCAGAUGUACAACAGUCUUCAUGGGCUAUACACCACUAUGCCACAUGGUCACCAUGCAGGUAUUCCAGGGGGUGUCACAGACCUGCCUGGCAACCGACACACUGUUGCCACCGUGAAGCAACCACCUGACACACCUGGUAACUUCCAUGUGGAGAAGAUCAUUGGUCACAAUGGCUUGAUGUUGGCAUGGCAACCGGUUGCCCUAAACAACAAUGGCUGCAAUAAUGGCGUCAGAGUGACUGGAUAUAAGGUGUUCAAAGACAACAAGCUGGCAUUACAGCCGCGGGGUCGCCACGCGUCCAAGGCCAUCAUAGAGAACGUGGGUCUACAGUCGCAGCACAGGUUUGGCAUAGUCACGGUGGCGGUGGAUGGGUCAGUGUCCGCUCUGUCAGAGAUCCUGUAUGAGGGGGUGGAUGAGGUGACGUCAGAUGAGAACAGUGACACAGAGUCGGAGAUGGACCUCACCAACACACUCAAUGUAGACGAGUACAAGUCAGGCCAGAAACGAACUUUUAUUGGAGUGUAUGACUAUGAUCCAGCGAAGAAUUCUCCGUAUGAACAUCCUAGCUGUGAGCUUGCAUUCAGCGCUGGGGACGUGAUAACAGUGUAUGGCAGACAGCGGGGGGAUGGUUUCUAUUAUGCCGAGAUCAAUGGUGUGCGAGGUCUGGUUCCUACAUUCUUCAUUGAGGAGAUGCCACAGCCGCCACCCAGGACCAAGAAGAUUGCUGCCAGGAACAAACACAGCCUCAAGGAAAAGUCAGACAAACCAGACAACUGACCUUGACCUCUGGAUGUCGUCAUCAAGAAUGUGUUGAUAAUUAUGUAUCACUAACUAAUUGUUCAUUCAUCUGAUCAAUUCACUGUUAACAAUUGUUUACUGUUUUGUACAAACCUGGUAGUAUAUUAACCUGAAAUCCAUUUGAUUAUUUAUCACAGUGCUACUUUCAUUUACAUUGUGUACAUUCCCAUUGUUCAGUUUGAGUAACUACAACAAUUUGUACCUGUGCAAUUUAACAUAUGUCUAAUAGCCGUUACAAUUAUGUGUUCUACCCGUGUGUACUCAUCACUGAGAGGUCAAGGUCACUGCAGCAAGGUCAAGGUCGUUUUAAGUGAUUAGCUGGUUAAGCCGGUUAGCGUGUAUUUGUUUUCGUGAAUCUUGACAUUGGGCAGCCAAUGUCAAGGUCAACAUGUAUGAUAUUAUAAGAACAAACAUUUUGUAGUGCAUCUUUUAAAGAAAUUAACACUUUUAAUAGUUGUUAUUGCCUUUAUGAUUUUGAGUUUAUGAUUUUAAGUAGCAAUAAUCCAUGUUAUUUAUAUUUUUAUAAAAUUAAAGAUCUGAAUUAGUGA
Messenger RNA from Dreissena polymorpha, 12020 nucleotides. RefSeq names its product centromere protein F-like. The transcript has 42 exons. The record is from RefSeq and is a predicted model, not a curated record. Bases 76 to 11451 code for a protein of 3791 amino acids. Gene Ontology annotation, biological process: neuromuscular synaptic transmission. NCBI's taxonomy places the organism in Eukaryota, Metazoa, Mollusca, Bivalvia, Myida, Dreissenidae. Gene Ontology annotation, molecular function: protein binding.